AUGGCAGGUUACAACCGAGGCCCAAGGAGGCUGCCCGACGUGUGCGGGGAGAACGGGAGCCGCUGCACUCGGCGACGGAGAGACUGGCUGCGGGCCAUGCCAGGCGCAGCUCGGGGCCGGGGCCUUUGCCCUCCCGCCGGGGAGCUGAUGGGGACGCUGCUCUGGCUCUCGCUCUGGGUGCCGGCGGCGCUGGCUGAGGGGCGCUGGUGCGAGAGGACGGAGCGGGUGACGGAGGAGGAGGUGGUGAGCCCCCGGCGUGAGCAGGCGGUGCCCUGCGCGGAGAUGUACCACUACAACUUGGCGGGCUGGCGCAUCGACCAGCACAGGAUGCGCCAGGCCUACGGUGGGGACUAUGCCCAGGCCGGGCCCACCGCCUCCCUGUGCUACAUCUACAAGCCACCGGACACGAGGCCCGUGGUGUGGAACCGCACGGUGCGAGCCUGCUGCGAGGGCUGGAGCGGGCCCCACUGCACCCAGGGCGAGGGCUUCCCGGGGCUCUGCUUCUCCACGUGGCAGUGCCAGGCCGGCCUGGGCACCUGGAACCUGUCCCUGCUGAGCAUGGCCGAGUGCUGCGGGCGCCCCUGGGGCCGCAGCUGGAAGAACACCUCCUCCGAUCUCUGCCUCAGCUGCUCCGCCCUGCCCCUGCCAGGGGACCUGCCAGCCCCCUUCCUCCUCCGGCCCUUGCCCCCCACGGCUCUGCUGGGCCUGCCCAGGCCUCGCCACCGCCUCUUCGCCACCUGCGUCACCUGGGCUGGCUUCCACUACCGCAGCUUUGAUGGGAAACAUUUCCACUUCCACGGGGACUGCACCUACAGCCUAGCCACUGCCUCUGAUGGCACUUGGGCCGUGGACAUCUCCGGCAGCGGGACCUGCACACCACCGCACUGCCACCGGGCGCUGCGCAUGCUCUUUGGGCUGGACCUGGUCGUGGCGCAGGGCCGAAACGUCUCUGUGAACGGGGCUGUGGUGCUGGAGGGGGAGCCACUCCUGCAGGACGGGAUCAGUGUCCGGUGGCUUGGUGACUUUGUCUUCGUGGAGAGCGGCCUGGGCGUGCGGGUCAAGUCUGACGGGCGCGACACAGUGUAUGUGACGGUCAGCGGGGAGCUGCGGGGCACUACACGUGGGCUCUGCGGGCUGUACAACGACGACCCUGCCGAUGACUUCCUGCGGGCAGGAGGGGAUGUGGCCACCUUCGCCGCCAGCUUUGGGAAUUCCUGGAGGGUCCCAGAUGCCAGCCCAGAGCUCCCAUGCCAGGACGCGGCAGAGGCGGGACACAGCUGCGACGUCGCGGAGGCCAGCGCCGUGAGGCAGGAGGCGGAGGCCGUGUGCCGGAAGCUGCUGGCCAGCCCCUUCAGCCAGUGCCACUCUGAGGUGGACCCGGGCGGAUUCUACGACGCCUGCAUGUACGCGUCCUGCCAGCAUGGGGGCGCGGGGGCCGGGCGGCGGGAGGCCGUCUGUGCCACCUUUGCCAGCUAUGCCCGCGACUGCGCCCAGCAGCACGUCUACGUUGACUGGCGGAGGCCCGGGUUCUGCGAGAAGCAGUGCGGCCAGGGGAAGCAGUACUCGGACUGCGUGUCCUCGUGCCCGGCCAGUUGUGCCGCCGUGGGCACCGGCGAGGAGGGGCACUGCCGGGACGAGUGCGUGAGUGGCUGCGAGUGCCCGCCGGGCCUCUACCUGGAGGGGGGGGCCUGCGUCCCUAAGGGCGACUGCCCCUGCUAUCACCGUCGCCAGAAAUACGCCCCGGGGCAGAGCAUCUGGCAGCGGUGCAACCAGUGCACGUGCCAGGGUGGGCGCUGGCACUGCUCGCAGGACAAGUGCUCGGCCGAGUGUGCUGUGAUCGGGGACCCGCACUACGUGACCUUCGACCAGAAGCGCUACUCCUUCCACGGCGUCUGCGAGUACAUCCUGGUGCAGGACUUUGUGGACUGGAAGCUGCUGAUCACGGCGGAGAAGGUGGCAUGUGGGAGCCAAGGGGCCGUGAGCUGCCUCCGGGCCCUCACGGUGACUGCGCACAGGACCUCCGCCCGGCUCCGCACCACAGGGGAUGUGGCCGUGAACGGGCAGGAGGUGGCCCUGCCCUUUGCCAGCGCUGACCUGAGCAUCCGACGGGCCUCGUCCUCCUUCCUGCUGCUCCAGGCCUUCGGGGCCCAUGUGCUGUGGGGGCUGGAGCUCCCCGCCGCCUACAUCACCCUGCAGCCCGGCUUUGCCGGCAAGGUGCGAGGCCUGUGCGGCACCUACAACUGGAACCAGCAGGACGAGUUCACCACCCCUGCCGGGGACGUGGAGCCCAGCGUCGCCGCCUUCGCAAACAAGUUCCGGGUGUCGAGCGAGUGCCCCACGCUCAGCUCCUUCGCCUUCGACCCCUGCGGCACCUACGCCCAGCACAGGGAGUUCGCCGAGGUCGCCUGCGCCGUCCUGCACGGCUCAGCCUUCCAGCCCUGCCACGACGUGGUGGAGCGGGAGCCCUACUACCAGCUCUGCCUCUAUGACGUGUGCGGCUGCGCGGCCGGCGGGGACUGUCUGUGCAGCGCCCUGGCCGCCUACGCCAGGCAGUGCGCCCAGGAGGGGACGCCGGUGCCCUGGAGGAACCAGACCUUCUGCGCGGUGCCGUGCAGCGGGGGGCAGGUCUACCAGGAGUGCAGCGCCCCCUGCAGGAAGAGCUGUGCCGAGCUGCGCCUGGGGGAGGCCAGCUCCUGCCAGGCCCUGGCGCUGUGCGUGGCCGGCUGUACCUGCCCCGAGGGACUGGUGCUGGACGACAGCGGGCAGUGCGUCCCGCCGGGCAUGUGCCCCUGCGAGCACGGGGGGGAGACCUACCCGCCCGGCAGCACAAUCCACCGGAGCUGCAAUGCCUGCAUCUGCGUGAACGGGCUCUGGAACUGCACUGACGACAGCUGCCCCGAAGCCGCCUUCUGCCCCGGGGAGCUGGUCUACGCCUACGGGUCCUGCCUGCGCACCUGCGCCACUGCCGAGGGCAACCUGAGCUGCCCGGGGCUCUCUGCCGGCUGCGUCUGCCCGCCAGGCACCGUCCUCCUCAACGAGCGCUGCGUCUCCCCGGAUGAGUGUCCCUGCCACCAUAACGGCAGGCUGUACCAGCCCAACGACACCAUCGCCAAGGACUGCAACACCUGCGUGUGCCGGAGCCGUCGCUGGCAGUGCAGCAGCCACCACUGCGCGGGCACCUGCGUGGCCACGGGAGACCCGCACUACGUCACCUUCGACGGGCGGCCCUUCUCCUUCCUGGGGGACUGCGAGUACGUCCUGGCACGCGAGGGCAGCGGCCUCUUCACCGUCACCUCCGAGAACGUGCCCUGCGGCACCAGCGGCGUCACCUGCACCAAGUCGGUGGUGGUGGUGAUCGGGAACACCGUCGUGCACCUGCUAAGAGGAAAGGACGUGACAGUGAACGGAGUCUCAGUGUGGCCCCCAAAGACCUACAGCGGGAAUGGCCUGACCCUGGAGCGAGCUGGCGUCUUUCUCAUCCUCAUCUCCCAGCUGGGGCUCAGCGUGCUCUGGGACGGAGGCACUCGGGUGUACGUGAAACUGGAGCCCUGGUACCAGGGCCGCGUGGCGGGGCUGUGCGGGAAUUUUGACGGGGACACAGAGAACGACUUCACCAGCCGGCAGGGCGUCGUGGAGCCCACCUCUGACCUGUUCGGCAACUCCUGGCGCGUCAGCCUCCUGUGCCCCGAGGUCAACAACGAGGACUUCGAGCACCCCUGCACCGCGAACGCUCACCGUGGGACCUGGGCCCGGAAGCGCUGCAGCAUCAUCAUGCAGCACCUCUUUGCCCCGUGCCACGAGGAGGUGCCCUGCCAGCAGUUCUACGACUGGUGUGUCUUCGAUGCCUGCGGGUGCGACUCCGGAGGGGACUGCGAGUGUCUGUGCACAGCCAUCGCCGCCUACGCCGAGGAGUGUAACCAGCGCGGGGUGUACGUCCGCUGGAGGAGCCAGGAGCUGUGUCCCAUGCAGUGCGACAACGGGCUGGAGUACGAAGCCUGCGGUCCCGCCUGCCCCCAGACCUGCACGAACUUCGGCCUGGAGCCCCCCGAGCACUGUGAUGCCAUCUCCUGCGUGGAGGGCUGCUUUUGCCCUGACGGGCGGGUCCUGCAUGAUGGCAGCUGCAUCGACCCCGCCGAGUGCCCCUGUUUCUGGGAGGGCAUCUCGUUCCCGGCGGGCGCUGUGGUGAAGCAGGAGUGCAAGAACUGCACGUGUGAGGCGGGGCUGUGGCAGUGCGAUGCGCCCACGGAGCCCUGCCUGGUCCCGCCCCGCUGCCCCGAGGCGGAGUUCGCCUGCCGCACGGGCGGGCGCUGCGUGCCCAGCGCCUGGGUCUGCGACAACGAGGACGACUGUGGGGACGGCUCGGACGAGUUCUGUGUGCCCAGCUGUGCCCCGCAGCAGUACCAGUGCGCCAGCGGGCAGUGCGUGGCCUGGGGGUACCGCUGCGACGGCGCCGCCGACUGCUUGGACCACUCGGACGAGCGCGACUGCCCGGCGCCCGGCUGCGCCCAGCAGGAGUUCCGCUGCGCCAACGGGCGCUGCAUCCCCCGGGCACACGUCUGCGACGGGGAGCUGGACUGUGGCUUCGCCGACGAGUCCGAUGAGGCUGGCUGCAGCCCCCCGUGUGGGGCUGGGGAGUUCGGCUGCGCGGCGGGGCGGUGCCUGCCCUAUCUGCAUCGCUGCGAUGGGCACGACGACUGCGGGGACUUCAGCGAUGAGCGGGAGUGCGUGUGCCCCCCCGGCGACUUCCAGUGCCCGGACGCGCUGUGCCUGCCGCCAGCCCUGGUGUGCGAUGGGAAGAGGGACUGCCCGGCUGGCACCGAUGAGUCCUUCUGCCCAGGCCGGGUGACCUGUGCCCCGGGGCAGCUGCCGUGCCCGGACGGCUCCUGUGUCAGCCGGACGCGGGUGUGCGACGGAGACUGGGACUGCGGGGACGGCUCUGACGAGAGCCCAGCUCGGUGCCUGACGGCGCGGCCCAGCCCCCUGCCCACGGCGCUGCCCGUGACUCUCCUGCCGCCGGCCAACCGCACCGCCGCGCCCCUGUGCGGCCGCUACGAGUUCCAUUGUGGCAGCGGGGAGUGCCGGCCGCGCGGCUGGGUGUGCGACGACGAGGCCGACUGCCUGGACGGCAGCGACGAGCUGGUGUGCAACCGGACCUGUGGCCUGGACCAGCACACGUGCGCCGUCAGCGCCGAGUGCAUCCCCUACGGGCAGCUGUGCGACGGCAUCCCCCAGUGCCGGGACCAGUCCGACGAGAGCACCGACAACUGCGGAUCCACGGAGAUCCCACCCUGCCCGGGGCUCUUCGUCUGCAACAACCGCAUGUGUGUGAACGUGUCCCGGGUGUGCGACGGCUCGCCCGACUGCCCCCAGGGCGAGGACGAGCUAGCCUGCGAGCACCACGUCCCGCCGGGCGAGAGGAACCAGACAGUGGGGCCCUGCACCGAGUACUCGUGUGCUGAGGGCAAAUGCAUCCCCUUUAAGCAGGUGUGUAAUGGGCUGGCGGAUUGCGCGGAUGGCAGCGAGGCCUCGGGCUGGCUGCCCUCGGACGAGCGGGACUGCGGGCUCUGGAGCCCCUGGGCCCCCUGGAGCACCUGCAGCCGGUCUUGUGGGACGGGCCUGCAGAUCCGCAGGCGGGUCUGCACCAGACGGGCCAAUGACGUCCUGCGCCAUUGCCACGGCGAGGAGACGCAGGCCCAGCAGUGCUUCGCCCUGGCCUGCCCAGUGGACGGCGCCUGGAGCGAGUGGGCGACGUGGGCGAACUGCACCCAGGACUGCCGCGGGGUGGUGGUGCGGCGCCGGGGGUGCAUCGCGCCCCGGAACGGGGGCCGGCACUGCUCCGAGCUGCCCGGAGCCUCGCCUAGCACGCUGGAGAUCAAGCCCUGCCAGCUGGAAGGCUGCCUCAACGCCACCGCCUGCCCCGCAGGCCUGGUGCGCAGGCUGUGUGCCCCGUGCCCCAUGUCCUGUGCCGAUCUGGCCAGCAAGGGCAAGUGCAAGAGGGACAGGCCCUGCAGCCCAGGCUGCUGGUGCCCGGAGGGGCUGGUGCUGGACAGCGAGCAGCAGUGCGUGCGCCCCCGGGAGUGCCCGUGCCUGGUGGAGGGCGUGCGCCACUGGCCUGGCCAGCUGGUGAAGGUGAACUGCCGCAUCUGCGCCUGCCAGGACGGGCAGAUGAAGCGGUGCCGGCAGAACCCCGAGUGCACUGUUAACUGCGGCUGGUCGGCCUGGUCUCCCUGGGGCGAGUGCCUGGGCCCGUGCGGUGUGCAGAGCAUCCAGUGGUCCUUCCGCAGCCCCAACAACCCCAGCAAGCACGGCAACGGGCGCCAGUGCCGGGGCAUCUACCGCAAGGCGCGCAGGUGCCAGACAGAUCCGUGCGAGGAAUGCGAGCACCACGGCCGGUCGCACCCCAUUGGCGACCGCUGGCGAUCGGGGCAGUGCCAGGUGUGCCAAUGCCUGCCCAACCUGACGGUGCAGUGCUCCCAGUACUGCCCCUACAGCACCGUGGGGUGCCCAGAGGGGCGGGCGCUGGUGGAGGGCAGGGGUGAGGCCUGCUGCUACUGUGCUGAAGCGGGUGAGAACAGGACCAGCGCGCCUGCUGUCCAGACGGCCGGGCCCCCGGGCACCACCCUGGCCAGCCCGGCUGCCUCCACCAGCCCUCCUCUCGUCACCUUCCCGCUGCCCCCUCUCGGAGACCGGUGCUACGGCCCCCUGGGCUUGGCCUCCUUACCGGACAGCUGCUUCACAGCCUCCUCGCAGCAGCCGGAGAACCCUGCCCACGCCGGGCGCCUCAACCACGUGCUCCCGGGCUCGGACCUGCAGGGCUGGGGGCCCCAGGCAGAGCUGUACCACGAGCUGCUCUCCAAGCCGCCCUACCUGCAGGUGGAUCUGCUGGAGCCCAGGAACCUCACAGGGGUGGUGGUGCAGGGGGCAGGCUCCUCGGACGCCUACGUUACCAGCUUCUUCCUGCAGUUCAGCACGGACGGGCUGAGGUGGCACGAGUACCGGCAGCUGUUCCUGGGGAACGCUGAUGACUCCACGCCGGUGGUGAGGACUUUCCAACGCAUGGUCCGUGCCCGGCACGUCCGCAUCCUCCCCCACGACUUCCACCACGGGAUCUUCCUGCGGGCGGAGCUGCUGGGCUGCGAGAGAGUGCCCUCUGGGGCACCGACUGCACCACCGGGCCCGAGGCCCUGCCGGACUGGGGAGUUCCAGUGCCGCAACGGACGCUGCGUCCCCGCUGGGCCCCGCGGCGCCGUGUGCAACGGACUCGACGAUUGCGGAGACUUCUCGGACGAGCUGCGCUGCGGGACAGCCCCAUCCGUGGGGCCCUCUGCCCCCUGGCGCUGCCCCCUCUCCCACUUCCACUGCGCGCUGUCUGACGGCUGCAUCGACGCCUCCCGGCGGUGUGACGGCAUCGCCGACUGUCCGGACGGCACCGACGAGGCUGGCUGUGGUGUGCUCCCUGUGGGCACAGCCAGCAGCUGGGCCCCCGGGCAGCCCUCGCCACCCACCGAGGAGGUGUCCCGGGGCACAGAGGGCUGGCUAUUCCCUGGAGACGUCCUCCCCACCCCCACAGGUCCCUGCAGCGAGCCGCUGGGCCUGGACGACGGCAGGGUUCGCUACCAGCAGCUGAGCGCCUCCUCCCACCGGGACAGCAACCCCCCCGACGCCGGGCGCCUCAACAUGGUGCCCAACAUACUGAACAUCGAGCCGGGCUGGAGCCCUCUGGAGACCGACCGCAGCCCCUACUUCCAGGUGGACUUCCUGCGUCCCACCUUCGUCAGCGCACUGAUCACACAGGGCGGCCCGGCGGCCGGGGGCUACGUCACCAGGUACCGCCUGCAGUACAGCCACGACGGUGUGCACUAUCGCAACUACACGGGGGCAGCGCCCGGCGCCGCGCCCUCCCAGCCAGCUCAGGUACUGCAGGGCAACUUCGACAGCCACACGCCGGUGCAGCGGGAGCUUCGCCCCCUGAUCCUGGCUCGCUACCUGCAGCUGCUGCCUGUGGAGUAUCACCGGAGCAUCCACCUGCGCAUGGAGGCGCUGGGCUGCCCCUGGAGUGCUGCUCCUCUGGGGACCAGCCCCACCUCCGAGCAGCCUCCGCUCCCCACGGCGACUCCGGUCCCAGGAUCCCGGCUCCCCAGCACAGUCAAUGAGAGCAGCGAGGCCAAACCCACGGGCCAGCCAGAGGGCACCGCGGCAGCAGGGAAGGAGCCGGGCGCCCCGACGCUGGGGCCGACAGGGCCUGCUGGGGAUACGCGCAGCCCUGGAGCAGCUGGCCCUGAGGUGCCCCACCUGAGCACAGCUCGGCCUUGGUGGGGCCCUGGGACGCCCGGCCUCGCGGAGGAAUCCAGGCGCUCCGGUGCUCCUGGCGUGGCAAGCCCAGAGCCUGGGCGCCCGGGGGAGACACCCACCUCCUGGUCCCCAGGGACUCCUGGGCUCUUCUGGGCAGGGACAACCUCUCCAGGGACCCCACGCCUGCUGGGCCCCACGCUGCCGGGCAUGGCGGCUGUGACUGUGUCGGCUGCAGGUCCUGGGCCUGGCCCCACGGGGCUGCCUGGGCUGCACACCGGCCCCUCCCAGCCCGGCAGGCCCGGGCUGGCCACCACUCUGGCUGGGCUGCCCUUCCCCCGACUCCUCUGCACCCAGGGCCAGUUUGCCUGCGAGGUGCUGGGCUGCGUGGAGGCCGCCUUCGUGUGCGACGGGCAGGAGGACUGCCUGGACGGGUCGGACGAGUGGCACUGCGGAGGCCCCACCGCCUCGGCUGUCCCCACCGCCACCCUGGCCUCCCCGACCGGGCGGCCCAGCGCCUGCUCCGCCAAGCAGUUCUCCUGCGGCAGUGGGGAGUGCCUGGCCCCGGAGAAGCCCUGCGACCUGCACCCGGACUGCCAGGACGGCUCCGACGAGAGCAGCUGUGUGGACUGCAUCCUGUCUCCCUGGAGUGGCUGGAGCGAGUGCAGCCGGUCGUGCGGGCUGGGCGUGACCUUCCGCCGGCGGGACCUGCUCCGGAACGCCCUGCCCGGGGGCCAGUGCGAACGCAACGAAUUCGACAGCCGCUCCUGCUUCCUCCGGGCCUGCCCAGUGAACGGCGCCUGGGCCCCCUGGGGCGAGUGGUCGGACUGCGACGCCGAGUGCCGCGGCGGAGUGCGGAGCCGCACGCGGAGCUGCGCCGACCCCCCACCCAAGAACGGGGGCCAGCCCUGCCCCGGCGACGCCGUGCAGACAGAGCCCUGCAACCUGCAGCCCUGCGGGGACGCCCGCGACUGCGGCCCCGAGAUGGUGCACGUGCAGGCUGAGGACUGUGAGAGGGGCCUGGUGGCACCGUGCCCCCAGUCGUGCCGGGAGCUGAACGCUGAGAGGAGCUGCCAGAGCCACUGUGUGGAGGGCUGCCGGUGCCCCCCGGGGCUCUACCUGCAGGAGGGCGGCUGCGUGAACAUCAGCCAGUGCCACUGUGACUUCAGCCAGGAGCGGCGCCUCCCCGGGGAGAUGUUCCUGCACGACAACUGCAGCCAGUGCGUGUGCCUGGACGGGGUGGUGACGUGUGACGACCUGGCCUGCCCCGUUAACUGCGGCUGGUCGGCCUGGUCCCCGUGGACACCCUGCGACCGCAGCUGCGGAGUCGGCAUGCGGGAGAGAUUCAGAUCCCCCACCAACCCGGCACCUGCCAACGGCGGAGCCCCGUGCGAGGGGGAUGCGCAGCAAGUCCGCGAGUGCCACACGGCCUGUGUCUCCGAGCCCGCCGGCCCCUGGAGCGACUGGACGCCCUGGUCCCCCUGCUCCAAGACCUGCUUCUACGACGUGGACCGUGUCGGGGUGAGGAAGCGGUUCCGUCACUGCAACGACACCGGGGAGGGUGAUGGGCGAUGCCAGGGGGCGCCCGUGGAGGAGGAGCAGUGUGACACGCCGCCCUGCCCCGUGGGAGGCGUCUGGACCCCCUGGACGGCCUGGUCCCAAUGCUCCGCUACCUGCGACUCCGGCGUCCAGACCCGCAGCCGCACCUGCUCCAACCCAGCCUACGGGGGCCCCGAGUGCACGGGGCCCCUCGUGCAGACCCGGGACUGUAACAGCCAGCCCUGCCGAGCACUGUGCCCCGCGCCCAUGAUCUACCAGACGGCCGAGGAGUGCCGGCGAGGAGGGGGCGCCUGCCCGCGGCUCUGCCUGGACCAGGGCGCCGGCGUGGAGUGCGCCACCCGCUGCUACUCGGGCUGCUACUGCCCCGACGGCCUCUUCCUGCAGAACGACAGCUGCGUGCCGCGGAGCCAGUGCCUGUGCUAUCACCAGGGGGCGCUCUACCAGCCGGGCGACACCGUCCCCCACGACGCCUGCACCAACUGCACCUGCGUGGCCGGGGAGAUGGUGUGCAGCACGGAGCCCUGCCCAGUGCACUGUGGCUGGGGUGGCUGGACUGAGUGGAGCUCCUGCAGCCGCAGCUGCAACGUGGGCACCCGGCGGCGCUACCGCUCUGGCUCCGACCCGCCCGCCGCUUUCGGGGGGCGCGACUGCCAGGGCCCCAGCGUGGAGGUCGAGUUCUGCAGCCUGCAGCCCUGCAGGGCAGGCUCCGGGGCCGAAUGGGGUCCCUGGUCGGAGUGCUCCGUGCCCUGUGGGGGCGGCUACCAGAACCGCACACGGGGCAGCACCGUCCUGCACCGGAUCGAGUUCACCACCUGCAACCUCCAGCCCUGCGCCGGCGAGGUGCCCGGCGUCUGCCCGGAGGGGAAGCUGUGGCACGAAUGUGCUGAUGCACCGGCCUCCUGUGCGGAGCUGGGCACGGAGCCCCCUGCUGACAGGCCCUGCCACGCUGGCUGUUACUGCCCCCCCGGCACCGUCCUGCUGAAUAACCGGUGCGUGGCGGAGUCGGAGUGCCCCUGUGCCGAGGGCGGAGUGCUCUACGCCCCGGGAGAUGUGGUGCCCAAGGGCUGUGAGAACUGCUCCUGUGAGGCCGGCCGGAUCUCCAACUGCUCCCGGGUGGCCUGUGGGGACGUGAGCGGCGGCUGGUCGGACUGGACACCCUGGAGCGAGUGUUCAGCCUCCUGCGGGCUGGGGCUCCAGACCCGGUACCGGUUCUGCACGGCCCCGCCUCCGUCGGGGACCGGACUGCCCUGCCUGGGGCCGGAGCGCGAGGAGCAGCCCUGCCACGUCCAGCCCUGCUCCACUCUGGACUGCGCGGCCGUGCAGGGCUCCAUGUACAGCCGCUGCGGCCCCUCCUGCCCCCGCUCCUGCGACGACAUCUCGCACUGCCUGUGGAGCUGCGAACCCGGCUGCUACUGCACCAGCGGCAGGGUGCUGAACGCCAACGGCUCAGCCUGCGUGGAGAGGCAGGACUGCACCUGCCUGGACCUGCUCACCCAGGAGAGGUACCUGCCGGGGGAGACCGUGGCCCACCAGGACGGCUGCAACAACUGCACCUGCACCAAGGGGGCGUUGCUGUGCACCAGUCUGCCCUGCCCUGUGGCCGGAGGCUGGUGUGACUGGUCCCCAUGGACCCCCUGCUCCCGGACCUGCGGCAGCGAGGUGGUGACGCGGUACCGUGCCUGCGCCUGCCCCACACCUCAGCACGGGGGGGCCGAGUGUCCUGGGGCGCAGGAGCGUCACGGGGACACCGGCACCCAGCUCCAGCACAAGGAGUGCCCCUCGGCUGCCUUCUGCCCUGUGGACGGUGGCUGGAGUUCCUGGGGGCCAUGGUCGGCCUGCGCCGCCUGCGCCGGGGAGUCAACACGGAGCCGGGAGUGCAACAGCCCCCCCGCCCGCUUCGGGGGCGUGCCCUGCCCCGGAGAGGCCUGGCAGAGCCGCGCCUGCCACGAUGGAGACACGGUGUGUGAAGGCUGCGGUGGGGGGCAGGUGGCCUUCGCCUGUGGCAAGCCCUGCCCCCGCUCCUGCGAGGACCUGCAGGCGGACACGGCCUGCCUGGACAGCCCCCAGUGCCAGCCCUCGUGCGGCUGCCCCGCUGGCCGGCUCCUCCAGGACGGGGCGUGUGUGAGCCUGGCGCAGUGUCGCUGCAAGUACCACAACGGCUCCCUGGAGGCCCCGGAGCAGCAGCCCCCCUCGGCCUGGGCUGGCCCCGUGCCCUGGGAGUACGUGCAGCCUGGGCAGACCGUGUACGGGCCCUGCCAGAACUGCACCUGCGAGGACGGGCACCUGCAGUGCCGCGCCGACCCUGCGUGCCGGCUGGACGGCGGCUGGGGGGCCUGGGGGCCGUGGUCGCCCUGCCCCGAGCGCUGCCAGGAGGGCCCCCAGUUCCGCUUCCGAGAGUGCGAGAACCCGGCCCCCCAACACGGGGGCAGGGGCUGCACCGGGAACAGCCAGCAGCAGCGAGCCUGCCACCAGGGCGAGCCGCCCUGCCGAGAGGAGGCGCCGUGGAGCGACUGGUCCCCAUGGGCCCCCUGCAGCGUGUCCUGUGGUGGGGGAGAGCAGAUCCGCACACGCCACUGUCGCCAGCCGGCCUGCCAGGGGCUGGCUGUGCAGAGCAAGACCUGCCACACCCAGGUCUGCCUCGAAGUGGGCUGCCCGGCGGGGCGCCUGUACCGGGAGUGCCUGCAGGAGGAGGGCUGCCCCUACAGCUGUGCCCACCUCACCCGCCAGAUGGACUGCUUCUCCGAUGGCUGUGAGGAGGGCUGCCACUGCCCGGCGGGCACCUACCAGCACCACGGAGCCUGCGUCCAGGAGUGCCCCUGCCUGGUCACCAAGGAGACCCUGCAGGAGCUCCAGAACCAUUCAGCAAACGCCAGCGCCCUCCCGGCCGUCCUCACCGCCCAGGGCCUCUGGGUCUCUCUGGGCCAGGAGGUGCAGCCCCACGACACGAUUCGCUCCGCCUGCAGCACCUGCACCUGCCACAACGGCCAGCUGAACUGCUCCUUCACCCGGUGCCCGCUGGACGGCGGCUUCGCGCCCUGGAGCCCCUGGACCCCCUGCUCCGUGAGCUGCGGGGGGCUGGGGCACAUGACCAGGGCACGGGGCUGCACCAGCCCCCCUCCUGCCAACGGAGGGAAGGACUGCGUGGGCCCUCGGACUGACAUCAAGUACUGCCAGACACUGGACUGCCCAGUGACGCCUGGUGCCACAAAGGAGCCUGUCCCCAGCGUGCCAGGCUCCGAGGAGGGCUUCAGCCUCUGGUCCCCUUGGAGCCCCUGCUCCAAAACCUGCACCGAUCCCGAGUUCCCAGCCACCAAAACCCGGACCCGGGGCUGUGCGGGAGGAGCCAACUGUACCGGGGAGUCGUUCCAGGAGCGGGCGUGUAACCUGCCCCAGUGCACAGACGUGCCCCCGUGCCUGGGUGAGGAGUGCGCCGGCAGGAACUGCACCUGGACCCCGUGGGCGCCGUGGAGCGAGUGUUCCCGCAGCUGCGGCGUGGGCCAGCAGCGACGCCUGCGCACCUACCACCCCCCCGGGGAGCAGGGGCUCUGGUGCCAGGGCAUCCUGACCGCAAACACUGAGCGGCGCUUCUGCAACCUACAGGCCUGCAAAGUGGCUGGAGCCUGGUCCAAGUGGAGCCCGUGGUCGUGGUGCGACCGUACCUGCGGGGGAGGCCGCUCUGUGCGCACUCGCACCUGCACCAGCCCCCCGCCCAAGAACGGAGGGGCCCGCUGCCCAGGGGAGAAGUACCAGGGGCGCGUCUGCAACCCCCGGCCCUGCGAGGAGGGAUGCCCGCCUGCCAUGGCCAUGGUGGACUGCGCCAACCGAUGCCCGCGCCAUUGCUGGGACCUCCAGGAGGGCAUCACGUGCCAGGACGGGGAGGCCUGCGAGCCCGGCUGCCGCUGCCCGGAAGGGACCCUGGAGCAGGACGGCGCCUGCGUCUCCCCGCAGCACUGCGAGUGCACCGACGCCCAGGGGCACAGCUGGGUGCCAGGCAGCCUGCGCCACGACGGCUGCAACAACUGCACGUGCUCCGAGGGGCGGCUGCUUUGCACCCGCCGCACCUGCCCCCCCAGCCAGUGCGACUGGAGCCACUGGUCCCGCUGGUCCCCGUGCAGCGUCACCUGUGGGGACGGGCUGCAAACCCGCUUCAGGACGGCCACGUCGGGCUCCUGGGCCAGGGAGUGCCAGAAGGAGCAGUUGCAGACCCGGCCCUGCCCCCAGGGGCCCUGCCCGCCCCUCUGCCCGCACCAGGGCUGGGAGAGACGCCUGGGGGACACCUGGCUGCUGGGCGAGUGCCAGCAAUGUAUCUGCACCCCGGAGGGCAUCUACUGCCAGGACAUCGCAUGUGCGGCGGCCGAGCGAUGCGACUGGUCGGCCUGGAGCCCCUGCUCACGCUCCUGUGGCACCGGCCUGGCCACGCGGACGGGGACAUGCGCCUGCCUCAGCCCCGAGGGGCCCAGCACCCCCUGCAAUGACAGCGCCCGCCAGGAGGUGGAGCCCUGCUACCUACGGCCGUGUGAAGGCGACUGCUCCUGGAGCCCCUGGACGCCGUGGACCCAGUGUUCCUGCAGCUUCCUGGUGCAGCAGCGCUACCGGAACCAGCGGGGCCCGGGCCCCCAGGGGGUGCUGUGCGUGGGGCUGGACGGCGAGUUCCGCGCCUGCGACUCCUCCCAGUGCUCGGAAGCCAACUGUGAGCCUCCCUUUGAGUUCCGGGAGUGCGGGAUCCCCUGCGCCAGCCUGUGCUCCACGCUGCAGCGCCAGGAGCUGUGCACAGCCAUCCCCCGGUGCCUGCCCGGCUGCUACUGCCCGCAGGGCCUGGUGGAGCAGAGGGGAACCUGCGUGCCCCCCGCGCAGUGCGGCUGCCUCCACCUCCGCCCGGGCGAAGGGCCCGUGUACCUGGCGGCCGGGGACACCGUGCUCGUGGGCUGCAAAGAAUGCGUGUGCCAGGAGGGGACGCUGCAGUGCAGCAGCGAGAGCUGCCAGGGCCUGCUGCCCCUGAGCGAGUGGUCAGCCUGGACGCCCUGCACCUCCUGCCUGCCCCUCUCGCCGGACGUCGCCCCCCUGGCCUCAGUGCAGCAUCGCUACCGGGUGUGCCUGGACCCCCAGACGGGCCUGCCCUGGGCCGGCGAGGCCGCACUGUGCUCCGCCGAGCUGCAGCAGGAGCGGCUCUGCCCCAACCCCCAUCGCUGUGAAGAUCUCUGCCUGUGGAGCGAGUGGAGCCCCUGGGGCCCGUGCCGGGAGCCCUGCAGCGGUGGCUUCCGGCUGCGCCGGCGCCACGUCCAGCACCCGGCCGAGGGCAGGUGGUGCUGGGGAGCCCGGGUCCAGUCGGAGAGCUGCAACACGGCCGCCUGCCCAGGGGAGGAGUGUGAGGAUCGGGGCAAGGAGCACGCCCCGGCCUGCGCCAACCGCUGCCCCCGCACCUGCGCCGACCUGUGGGAGCACGUGGAGUGUCUGCAGGGGGAGUGCAAGCCAGGCUGCCGGUGCCCCGAGGGGCAGCUGCUGCAGGACGGCGUGUGCGUGCCAGUGCUGGCCUGCCGCUGCGGGCUGCCCACAGCCAACGGCACGCGGGAGCUCUGGCCGGGGCAAGCUGCCGAGCUGGACUGUCACAACUGCACGUGCGAGAACGGCACCUUCGCCUGCCCCGAUCUGGAGUGCCCCUCCUACGGGCCCUGGUCCGAGUGGAGCCCCUGCUCGGUCACCUGCGGGGGAGGCAGCACGCUCCGGCACCGCACCUGCCAGGAGAGCCCCGCCGGGGCCCCGUGCACCACCGACGCCAUGGAGGAGAUCGCGGAGUGCAACCUGCAGCCCUGCCCCGCCGGCUGCCAGCUGAGCCGCUGGUCGGCGUGGAGCCCCUGCAGCGCCAGCUGUGGGGGGGGCGUGUCGGAGCGGAGCCGGAGCCUGCUGUCCCCAGGGGAGGGCCGGGGGGAGCUCUGCCCUGCCCCCCUGCUGCUGCACCGUGCCUGCCACACCCAUAACUGCACGCCAGAGUGCCCGGGCCCCCAGGUAUACAGCGAUUGCGCCAACGCCUGUCCCCGCACCUGCUCCGACCUGCGCCCCGGGACCGAGUGCCUGCGGGAGGAGUGCCAGCCUGGCUGCGCCUGCCCUCCCGGCCAGGUGCUGCAGGACGGGGCGUGCGCGCCCCCGGAGGAAUGCCGCUGUUCGCUGGUCCCUGCGCCUGCCGUGCCAUGGGCCUCCGACCUGUCGCAGGAGGAGCGGGCGAGAGAGUAUCCAGCCGGCAGCACCAUCCACCACCAGUGCAACAGCUGUGUCUGUCACAGAGGCACCUUCAGCUGCUCCCAGCAGGACUGCAACGUGGACUGCCUCUGGUCCGCGUGGUCAGCCUGGUCCGCGUGCUCAGUGACGUGUGGGCCGGGCGUGCGGAUCUCCCAGCGGCACCAGCUGCAGAAGCGCCUGUACGCCGGGGCCGAGUGCCUGGGCCCCCCGACGCGCCGGACGCCCUGCUCCCUGCCCGACUGCGCCUGCCCCACAGGGGAGCGUUGGCGCGGCCCCGGCCCCACGGCGCCCUGCGAGCGAACCUGCCAGCAGAUCUACGAGGAGCCCCGGCCCGACUGCAGCGUGGGGGCCGCGCCAGGCUGCGUGUGCGAGGCCGGGCGGUACCGGAACAGCAGUGGGCACUGUGUCACCGCCGCCCACUGCGAGUGUGAGCACGGGGGCCAGCUGCGCCCGCCCGGAGCUGAGUGGCAGGAGGCCUGUGAGAGCUGCCGCUGCCUGAACGGGAGGGCCGUGUGCACGGCUGGCUGCCCCCCUCUCUUCUGCCUCGAGGGGGAAGUGAAGGUGCAGGAGCCCGGCAGCUGCUGCCCCGUGUGCCGGAGAGAAUCGUUCGAGGAGCCGUUGUCCGCAUGCCAACGCUACACCGAGGUGCGGAACGUCACCAAGGGGCGCUGCGCCCUGCACGGCGUGGAGGUCAGCUACUGCAGCGGGCGCUGCGCCUCCCGCACCAACGUCAUCUCCGAGGAGCCGUACCUGCAGACGCUGUGCGACUGCUGCAGCUAUCACCUGGACCCCGUGAGCCCCGUGCGCAUCCUGAGCCUGCCGUGCGAGGACGGGGAGGUGGAGCCGGUGGUGCUGCCCGUCAUCCACAGCUGCGAAUGCAGCCCCUGCCAGAGUGGGGACUUUUCCGAGCGCUGAUGGCCCGUGGCCUGGGCGGGACGGUGUCUGCACUGGGGCCCCCGCGCUGUGCCGGCGGCCGAGGCGUGGCAAGGACAGCGAGAUGGCAGCGUGUGUCCCAGCUGCAGGCUCCCCAGUCCCCCCCACGCUGCCCGCCGGGCUUGUCCCGCUGUAGCUCAGUAAUAAAGUGAACAGAGCUGGG
This is a messenger RNA of Malaclemys terrapin pileata, 17179 nucleotides long. Its product is annotated as SCO-spondin-like. The transcript is spliced from 113 exons. Gene Ontology annotation, cellular component: extracellular matrix. NCBI's taxonomy places the organism in Eukaryota, Metazoa, Chordata, Testudines, Emydidae. Gene Ontology annotation, molecular function: protein binding. The coding region runs from base 1 to 16998 and encodes 5665 amino acids. The record is from RefSeq and is a predicted model, not a curated record.